ACACACACUAACAUAGACAUGCACACUUGAUCUUUAAAGCAUAAGUGAAGGAAGACAGCGAGGAACAUGGUUGGGACUACAGCACUGCAUAACGACAUUAAGACAGUUCACGUUAUCCUAAGGAAUGAGUCGCCGUUCCCGUCCCUCAGGUGUGCGUCUGCACCUCCACUGUGAGAGCUGCUUCAGCCGGCGCUGCAGGGCUCCUGUGGAGGUCUCUGUGUCCUGUCUGAUCAUCCCCUGCCGCCUGCUGUGUGGAGCUCUCUUCCACCUGUGCAAAGAGGAGGAGCACUCGCUGCUCUGCCCCAAUGAGAGGGCCCCCUGUCUCAACGCAGCCUACGGCUGUCCAAUCGUCAUGCCCCGUUCCUGGUUGGCCGCCCAUCUGCAGGUGUGCCCGGCCAGCGUGGUGUGCUGCUCCAUGGAGUGGCUCCGCUGGCCAACCGACGACACAGACAUCCGCACACCCAACGUGCUGCAUGAGAACCUGCUGAAGGAGGAAGGUAGUGCGCGGGACCUGGACCUGGCCACGGCCCUGGAUGACCAGGAACGGCUGUACAGCCGUUUGAAAAUGAAGAAUGUGUACCCAGAGCUGAUGGAGAAGGAAGAGGAGGAGGAGGAGAAGGAGGAGGAGAAGGAGAAGGGAGCUACUGGAGGCCUCACUAACGGAAAGCCCACACAGGGUGAUGACGGAGGUCCCCUGUCGCCUCUGUUGGAGAGGAGUGAUGAAGAAGAGAGAGAGGAAAAGGAACCAAAGUUGGAGCAAAAAAAAGAGCUCAGCACCGACAAAUACAACAUGAUGGAGAGGAUGUUCAGCAUGGAGAGGGGGGGCUGUGCAGUCGCCUCCAGACAGGAACCUAAAUCAGGGGAGGGGAAGGAGGGGGGGAGGGGGUCCAAGGACAAGGACUCAAAAGGGGAGGAGAAAAUGGAAGCAAAUGGGGAAGUGAGAGGGGAAAAGGCAGGGGGAAGCAACGCGACGGGGCUGGCGCCGUGGGAUGAAGGGGUGAUGGAGCGUCUGGGACAGGAACUCAGCCCGCAGGAGUUCAACAUGUACAUGGUUCACAACGGACGCAUGCUGCUCACCUUCGGCCAGAUCGAGGCGUGCACGCCCCGGGAUAGAGACUUCGUCUACGGAAGCCUGGAGCCUAUCCCGGUCCAGACCCUGCAUUCCUUUAAGAUUCCAGACAGUUAUCACUAUAAGCCACGGACCCAACUGUAUGAAACAAUGGUGAAACACGAGACCAAGGAGGCCGGCGUGGACACGGCAGACCUGGGUGGCGACGAGGAGACCUGGAAUAGAGACGAGGCCGCCAUAACCUUACUGGGCUACGCCGAGAUAGAGGUCAUGGGUCACAAGAUCAGUGAAGGUGUAGGGACAUAUGGACUGUACGUAGAUGUGGGCACCCAGACGCACUCGUUCCCCACGGCGCCGUUCGAGCGAGACACGGUGCUGGCGGACGUCAUGGUUGGCCGUCCCCUGAAGCUGCGCCUGCAGCUGCAGGUGGAGGGCGUGACUAGCCGCCACAACAAGGCCAGCUCCGCCUUCACCUUCCUCUGUGGACACUCAUUCCUACGCAGAGAGUUCCCCGCGCACUUCAGGAACGUUCACGCAGACAUCCAGAUGUGUCUGAGUGGCUGGUUUGAGCAGAGGUGUCCCCUGGCCUACCUGGGCUGCACCUACAGCCAGAGGAGGUUCCAGCCCUCCACACACAGGGCCACCGUCACCUACAACCAGGAGCUGAGCAUCUUCAACCUGCGUCCCACUGUUCCUGACACGCUGGCGGGGGCAUCACAGCCCCCCCAAGACCCAGCAAAGCCCCCCAGGAGGAGGGCGGUCAGGGGGGGAGUGGGGCUGGACUCUCUGAGCACCCUGCCCUACGAGGUGCUGUGUCACAUAGCCAGCUUCCUGGACAGCCUGUCUCUGUCCCAGCUGGCCCUGGUCUCCCGGUUCAUGAGGGAGGUGUGCUCCUCUCAGCUGCAGGGGAGGGGGAUGAUCACCCUCCGCUGGGAGAAGAAGACCUACUCACAUGGAGGGGCCACGUGGAGGCCUAAAACGGUUUGGGAGUUCAGCCACCUGUUCUCCUCUGUGAAGUCAUGGCAUUUUGCGAAUGUCCCCUCCAUCACUGCUCAUCUUAAAGUGUGUCCCUACUACCAUACCGCCCCCCCUCGAGAGCCUGUGGCCCUGCCCAGCAUGAGUGAGUCCCAGGGGGGCAGCCAAGAGAGAGAGAGCCUAGUCACUCACUUCAUGUUAAACCGGUAACUAAGAAACAAAGGGAAAAAAGACUCUAUGUGCUUCUGUUCUAAGCUGUGUGAAUUUAUCAACUGACUUUUUGUUCUUUGAGUCUUUAAUCAAUACUUGGAGCGUAGCACUGGUGAGGGCUGCUAUACCAAGAGUGUUGGCUGUCAGCGCUGGCUGCUACCCACUGCUAUCAGUGCCAAACUCAACAGAUUAUGGAGGAGUAUGUGGUACUGGCUGUAUGUAACAAACAACAUCUGCUCUUCUGUGCCAGGGAUUAUGGUGUGUUCACUGUUCAGAACAUGUAUUCUUUUCUCUGAAUAAGGCUUUUGCUUGGUCUUUCAAAACAAUGUAUGUGUUGAAAUAAAACAAGUCUUUAAUUAA
Molecule: messenger RNA, 2614 nt
Organism: Osmerus eperlanus (European smelt)
Lineage: Eukaryota; Metazoa; Chordata; Actinopteri; Osmeriformes; Osmeridae
Product: F-box only protein 40-like
Exons: 9
Coding region: 125-2254 (709 amino acids)
Cellular component (GO): cytoplasm
Molecular function (GO): protein binding; ubiquitin protein ligase activity; zinc ion binding
Source: RefSeq, a predicted model, not a curated record